Molecule: messenger RNA, 1290 nt
Organism: Dacryopinax primogenitus
Lineage: Eukaryota; Fungi; Basidiomycota; Dacrymycetes; Dacrymycetales; Dacrymycetaceae
Exons: 3
Coding region: 1-1290 (429 amino acids)
Molecular function (GO): DNA binding
Source: RefSeq, a predicted model, not a curated record
AUGUCGGCUAUAGAGAUACGGAAUGCUCAUGAAGCACAUAUUGUCAUGGAGGCAGUCCGCCUUGGACAACUUCCCCUCAUUUCCCGCCGCCUGAGUACCAAGGAACGUCUUGAACUAAUUCGGCACGGUGCAGUCUUCGUUUGGGAAGAAUCGGAUUACCGCGGUGGUGUCGACCGUGGGGGGAUCGAGCGAUGGACAGACGGAUGCAAGUGGUCCCAAUCCCGCAUGCAUGAACCGUUUCUCCUGUAUGAGGAGAAAGCCGAAGUGCCGAAAGAGGAGUCCGAGAAGCUGUCGGGAGACAAAAAAGGUGACGCUGCAUCACGCGCCCGUCGCCAAAACCGCCCAAAUAAGCCUGACGGCUUGACCAAGCAAACAUAUUCUGCUUUGCUCAGUCCCGAUGCUGUACCUCCAGGACAGAAACCCGCAAAAUGGCAUCUUACGUGCUAUUUCCAACGCCCAAACCAUACUCAGCUACCUCUUGUGGAAGAGGAUGGCCCGCUCUCAAAGAUCCAGCCGCAGGCUGGUACAUUCGUAACCGCCAAGGGACUUACUCGACGGAAAAGCGCGGCGGUCUCGCUCGAUCCCGCUGAUGAUGCACUUGCACGGCUGCACACGGGGAGCAUCAAUGGAACUCAAAUGGGGGGCGGCGUUUCCCUCCGUGGUUUAAAUGGCAGUAUCGCGGAGACUGAAAGUGAUGUUUCUAUCUCGCCUAGUGUCAGCACUAGCCCUCAGUCGCCAUACGACAUGCGAUAUACAGCACAUAGCCCUUGGUCUGGGACGUCGUCAUUGACUGGCAACUCGCCGCUUACUCCUCCAGCUCAAUACGGUGUCCCACAUUCGCCGCAUGCAGUCGCUCCCCAUUACUCACCUGUGGUUAUGCCGCAGUAUCAAUACCCUCCUCAUGCAGCCGCCUACACGCACCCGGCUUCUCAACCCCAACUUGGCCCCACAUCGGCAUCGCCGAACAGUAACUUCCACAUGUUUCAGUCAUCCUCACGGGAGAAUCUGUCUCUGCCUCCCAUCAGGAGCACUCACAAUGUCCAACGUGCCCGGCUUCCGUCCGUUCCAGUACAUCCAUGGUGCACGGCGGACGCAACCGGACUGGGCGUCCAAAUGCCUCCACCCAUGACCAAUGGAGUAACAUACGGCGGUACACAAGGAAUACCCACAGGCAACAGCGCCAUUUAUGACGCCAGCCGAGGAUGUUACGUCGACACUUUGGCUGGCAGAUCACAAUAUCAUGACGACCAUCGGGCUUGGGGACCAGGUGUUGCGAUCAAGAACGAAUGA